Phaedon cochleariae (mustard beetle) is the source of this 1804-nucleotide messenger RNA. The record is from the annotation of a GenBank genome assembly. NCBI's taxonomy places the organism in Eukaryota, Metazoa, Arthropoda, Insecta, Coleoptera, Chrysomelidae.
GUACAUGAAUCAAAAAGCAAACAAAAUUACUAGAAAUGAGUGAAACUUGUGCAAAAUGUGGAGCACCCUCUGAAUUGAAAUGUUCAGCUUGCAAAUUGGUAUCGUACUGUAAUAAAGAACACCAGAAGGAGGACUGGAAGAAUCACAAAACAAACUGCAGACCUUUCAAGAUAGCGGAUGAUCCUGUCAUCGGAAAAUGUUUGAUAGCCACGAGAGAUAUCAAACCAGGCGAACAGAUACUGUCAGAAUAUCCAUUGGUGAGUGGACCAAGGCCGCAUUUUGUAGAAGAAGGUCCAGUUCCUUGUCCAGGAUGCUGCAGACUCAUCAUUGGCCAGCAAGCGGCACGAUGCAAGGGCUGCGACUUCCCCGUAUGCAAUCCAGACUGCCCGGGGCUGCAAGACCUGAACAGGCACGGGCAGGAAUGCCUGGUCCUGGGCAUACGCGCCACCAGGGCAGUGGACGGCCUCCACGAGUUCUACCGGCAAGAUGCUCUGCUGGCUCUGAGGUGUUUGCUGCUGCAGAGCAGGAAGCCACAAAAGUUCGCAAGACUGAUGGAAAUGGAGGCGCAUCUGGACAAACGGGCAGAGGGGACUGAUAUUUACAGGGAAGUCGAAGACCGAGUCGUUGACUAUCUUCUCUCGAACUUCAUCGCGCCAUUGAAGAUGCUGGAGGCCAAAUCCGGAAUGACGGUGGUGCAGCAAUCGUCCAGGGAGAUCCUCCACAAAAUCUGCGGAAUAAUCGACGUCAAUGGCUUGGAGAUCAGUCAAAACGUGGAGGUGACCGCCUUGUACCCCACCGCCUACCUCCUGGAACACAGCUGUCUCCCGAACACCGUCUACUCCUUCGACUCCGAUUGCAAGAUCACCGUCAGGGCGGCCCUGCCCGUGACCGCCGGCGACCACGUGACCACCAUGUACACGCACUGCCUGUGGGGCACGCAGGCGCGGCGCGAGCACUUGAGAGAGACCAAGUACUUCGCGUGUCGAUGCCGGCGGUGCUGCGAUCCGACCGAGUUGGGGUCGUUCUUGAGCGCGCUGAGGUGCAUCGGGGUGGAGCAGGAACCUUGCACAGGCACACAACUACCAGUCGAUCCUCUCGACGAGGAUACAGAAUGGGCCUGCGACAAAUGCGACGUAAAACUCCCUAACGCGGAGGUGGUCUCUCUGGUAAACGGCAUCGGCGAAGAAGUCGACAACCUCCAGUACUCCAACCCCACCGUAAAAGAGCUGGAGUCGCUGCUCAGCAGGAUGCUGACGUUCCUGCACCCCAACCACUAUCACGCGUACACCGUGAAGCACUCGCUGGUGCAGCUGUACGGCCACCAGCAAGGCUACACCUCGAACCAAUUGACCGACGAUUGCCUGGCGAGGAAGGCGGCCAUGUGCAAGGAGUUGUUGGACGUAAACUCGAAAAUCGAUCCGGGGAAUUCGAGGUUACCGGUCUACACUGGAAUUCUGUUCCACGAAUUAUUCCUGGCCAACUGGACGGUAAUCAAGAGGAAGUGGGACAUGGGCAUCAAAACGAAAGUGAAGUCCGUGCUCGCCCUGAUGGUGGAAAGCAAACACUCGCUGGAGCAGGCCAUCGACAUUUUGAAGAGGGAAAAGGAUACCCCGCCCGGAGAAAAACUAUUGAAACAUGUUAGAACAUCGUUUGAGGAAUUCCAGAGAUUUGUGGAAAGGAAUAAAAUAGAGCUGGCUCCUCAGAAAGUAUAGGUGAAGGUGUUGAAAAAUGGAAUGUAUCGAAUAAACUUUCAUCUAUAUGAACUUUUGUAUUAUUAUUUCAAUGGUUUUCUUUUCUCAUUUUC